Messenger RNA from Eptesicus fuscus (big brown bat), 1128 nucleotides. RefSeq names its product death domain-containing membrane protein NRADD-like. Gene Ontology annotation, biological process: Rho protein signal transduction. Bases 111 to 842 code for a protein of 243 amino acids. Gene Ontology annotation, cellular component: cell surface; plasma membrane. Gene Ontology annotation, molecular function: coreceptor activity; death receptor activity; nerve growth factor binding. The record is from RefSeq and is a predicted model, not a curated record. Lineage: Eukaryota; Metazoa; Chordata; Mammalia; Chiroptera; Vespertilionidae. The transcript has 5 exons.
UAGAGGCUUCAGCGCCGCAGCUCGAGGUGGGUCAGGCAGACAUAAGACCCAGUCACAGGCUCACCCACCAACCGGGGUCAGCCAGCACCCCAGAAAGGCCCUCAUGCGAGAUGCAGCCCCUGGGAGCACCCGCUGGCAGAGCGAUGCCGCACGCCAGCCACCGGGACGGCACGGUCCAUGGGGAUAAGACCUGGAAGGAGCAGGACAGGGACAAGGAGGGAGUGUGGGUAGGCGAAGGGGGCGGCCCGGCCUGCAAUACCUCCUCCCCAUUCCCCCCUGAGCCGCCAGGGGCUGCAGGCAGCAGCAUCCCCGUCUACUGUGCCCUCCUGGCCACCGUGGUCCUCGGUCUGCUUGCCUACGUGGCCUUCAAGUGCUGGCGCUCCCAUCAACAGAGACGGCAGCUGGCCAAAGCGCGGGCUGCAGAGCUGGGCGCCCUCGACAGGGACCCGAGGCACGGGGAGAGCAGUGUCUUCCUGGACUCUCCUAGUGGCCUGGCGCCCUGUGCCCCCGGCCAAGGGCCACAGCCGGAGCUCGGCCGCCGGCUUUACCUCCAUCUCCCUCGGCAGCAGCAAGAGGAAGUGGAGCGGCUCCUGGGAGUGUCAGGCGACCCCGACAAGGGCUGGCAGGGCCUGGCAGGCCGCCUGGGCUACCAGACCGAGGCUGUGGAGACCAUGGCCGUGGCCCGGGGCCAGGGGCCUGCCUGUGCCCUGCUGAGGGACUGGGCUGUCCAGGGAGGCAGUGGAGCUACCCUCAGCGUGCUGGAGGACGCCCUGGCCACCAUAGGCCGUGAAGACGUGGUCCGGGUGCUGGGCCUCCCGCCUGAGGGCUGCUCUGUGGUGUGAGCCAGGCCCCCAUAGCCUGGCCUCUCGGGGUGCAGCCCUGUGUUCCCCACCACGCCCUCUCCCAUGCUUUCCCUGCCAUGGGCUUCCUGGCAUGGGUGGGCCCAGCCUGCUCCGUUCUGGAGGGACUCCCCUCCCCUGGCCCCACGUUCCUCUGAGACAGAAACCAGGAGAUGGCAGAGCGGGCAGGAAGGAGUGGGUCUGCCCUCCUGCUCCCUAUCCGCUCCACUUCCUUGGCCUUCACUGUUGUCCUACUUUUGUAUCCAUAGUAAAGGCAGCUCUGGGUUAC